This is a messenger RNA of Scheffersomyces stipitis CBS 6054, 2851 nucleotides long. RefSeq names its product phosphoglucomutase (gene PGM2). Gene Ontology annotation, biological process: carbohydrate metabolic process. The transcript has a single exon. Gene Ontology annotation, cellular component: cytosol. The record is from RefSeq and is a predicted model, not a curated record. NCBI's taxonomy places the organism in Eukaryota, Fungi, Ascomycota, Pichiomycetes, Serinales, Debaryomycetaceae. Bases 226 to 1908 code for a protein of 560 amino acids. Gene Ontology annotation, molecular function: phosphoglucomutase activity; magnesium ion binding.
UUGUAAGUACCUAUUUGAAGCCAAUUGAGUAUCUCUGCCAUCGCAAUUGCCGUUUUUCGUACUCUUCUAGCGUCUCUCUCACAUCUGCCCCUCCAUAGAUUUUCCCGCCCACCCCUCAUCUUUUUCACUCCACUAUUUAGAUUGGGCCAAAUCUACACAGAGAUUAAUUUUCCACAUCUUUCUUUUUCCCGAUCCCAGCGUAUUGCCUUACUCCAAACACAGACAAUGUCCGAUUUCUCCGUCCAGACCAUUGCCACCACGGCCUUCACAGACCAAAAGCCUGGAACCUCUGGUCUCAGAAAGAAAGUUACUGUGUUUCAACAGCCUCACUACACUGAAAACUUCAUUCAGGCUAUUCUCGAUGCCAUUCCGGAAGGUGCCCAAGGUGCCACUCUUGUUGUAGGAGGUGAUGGCCGUUUCUACAACGACAAGGUCAUCAACUUGAUCGCCAAAAUCGCCUCGGCCAACGGAGUUUCCAAGUUGAUUUUGGGUCAAGACGGGAUUCUUUCCACUCCAGCAACUUCGCAUGUAAUCAGGAUCAGGGGUGCAACUGGAGGAAUUAUUCUCACUGCUUCACACAACCCCGGAGGCCCCAAAAACGAUUUGGGUAUUAAGUACAACUUGGGAAACGGUGCACCAGCUCCAGAAUCGGUUACCAACAAGAUCUAUGAUGUCUCCAAGGAAUUGACUUCGUACAAGCUCAUUGAUUUACCCGACAUUGAUUUGUCCAAAACCCAGACCGUGCAAUUGGGCCCUCUUGAAGUGGAAAUCAUUGACUCCACCUCUGAUUACGUAGCCAUGUUGAAGGAUAUCUUUGACUUCCCCUUGAUCAAGUCGUUCCUCGAGACUGCCACUAAGGAGCAGGGAUUCAAGGUUUUAUUUGAUUCGCUCAAUGGUGUCACUGGCCCCUACGGCUACAAGAUCUUCGUUGAAGAAUUAGGAUUGCCUCUUAACUCAAUCCAAAAUUACCACCCAUUGCCUGACUUUGGUGGUUUACACCCAGAUCCAAACUUGACCUAUGCUCAUACUUUGGUCGAGAGGGUCGAUAAGGAGAAUAUUGCCUUUGGUGCUGCAUCUGAUGGUGACGGUGACAGAAACAUGAUCUACGGUGCUGGUACCUUUGUUUCGCCUGGUGACUCUGUAGCCAUCAUCUCGGAAUACGCCGAUUCCAUCCCUUACUUCAAGAAGCAAGGUGUCUACGGUUUGGCCAGAUCCAUGCCUACCUCUGGAGCCAUCGAUUUGGUAGCAAAGGCUAAAGGAUUGAAUGUUUACGAAGUGCCAACCGGUUGGAAGUUCUUCUGCAACCUUUUCGACGCUGACAAGUUGAGUAUCUGUGGUGAAGAGUCGUUUGGAACAGGCUCCAACCACAUCAGAGAAAAGGACGGCCUUUGGGCUGUAGUUGCCUGGUUGAACGUGCUAGCAGAUUACAACGUCAAGAAUCCAGAAUCCAAGACAUCUAUUUCUGUAGUGCAGAACUCGUUUUGGAAGAAAUACGGAAGAACUUUCUUCACUAGAUAUGACUACGAAAACGUAUCGUCUGAAGGUGCUGCCGAGCUCAUCAACUUGUUGUCUUCUAUUGUUGACUCUAAGAAACCAGGAAGUAGCUUAGCUGAUGGCUACGUCGUCAAGGAAGCUGCUAACUUCUCGUACACCGAUUUGGACGGCUCUGUUUCGUCCAACCAAGGUUUGUUCAUCAAGUUUGAAAGCGGCUUGAGAUUCAUAGUAAGAUUGUCUGGUACUGGAUCAUCCGGUGCUACAGUCAGAUUAUAUCUCGAAAAGCACUCUGCCGACGAAUCCACCUAUGGCUUAGGCGUAGACCAGUACUUAGUUGAUGACAUCAAGUUUGUCUUGGACUUGUUGAAGUUCAAGCAGUUCUUGGGAAAGGAUGAACCAGAUGUUCGUACCUAGACCGAGAUUUAAUCUCUAGACUUGCCUAAUUCUGACUACUUAGUCGGCUUUGUUCGAGUUUGCCUACUCAGUUAUAGCCUCUUACUUACUCGUUGCGAUAAAUACACAUACAUUCACAAUAUUAAAACAGGUGGUAACUUUUCAAGUCGGUUAUAUUAAUAUACAAGGAAAAUAAAUAUAUAUAUAUAGAACAUUAUAUCAGCAAUUCGUAACAUAAAAAUUAGGGAAGCAUUAUUUCAACUUAAAAUUAAACUUUAAUUUGAAUUUGAAUAUCAAUCAAACGUCGAUACAAGUCAGAUGUCAACAUAAAUUAUAACACUAAGACUUUAGCAUCUGUCCUUCGAAAAGCAUUCUUGCUUAGUAUCUUGCCUUUUUUGGGUCGCUGCCGUAUUCGUCAUCGUUAUCUCUCUUUAAAGAAGGCAACACGAUGCUAUUAGAUGCGGAGGCUGUAGGUUCAGUCAACGAUCUAAUAGCAGGCAACACGGUAGCACUCUGUUGAUGGUGGAUAGGCUGUAUAUCACCAAAUCUGUUGAUUCCCGACAGAAGACUAGUGGCCGGAGGAAGGGUGAUACCAGCGGCUGGCACAUGUACAGGAGCCUGUGUUUGCACUGGAGCAGAUGUCUGAGAAAUUGGAACUGCAGGUGCUUGUGGUGCCGUAAAGUUGGAUUGAGGUGUUGGUACAGAUGAAUGUUGAUGAGUCGUUGCAGGUACUUCAGAAGUAGUUGCCUGUGGGGCAGUUGAAGGGGCAGCAGAAGCAGCAACAGGCUGAGCAGUUUCGGUAGCAGCAGGUGGAGCGUUUCUCAAGGUUAGCACUUCGUCCAAUCUCUUUUUCAUAGAGCUUUCUCUGAGUCUCGCAGCCUGUUCCAUAGCUUCUAACUCCAUAAUUCUGGUACGGUACAAAUCGUUCACCAACUCCAACUCGGAUAUUCUUGUUUUCAACAAC